Messenger RNA from Eurytemora carolleeae, 990 nucleotides. RefSeq names its product globin. Gene Ontology annotation, molecular function: heme binding; oxygen binding. The record is from RefSeq and is a predicted model, not a curated record. The coding region runs from base 52 to 576 and encodes 174 amino acids. The transcript has 6 exons. NCBI's taxonomy places the organism in Eukaryota, Metazoa, Arthropoda, Copepoda, Calanoida, Temoridae.
AUUGAAGUCUCGGAGAAAUAAACGUUCGGAACCUUAUUAUUAUCCUUUGUUAUGGAGAGCGUUGAGAAGAGGAAGGCUUACAAUCCUAUCUUUAGAAAUACCGCACGGAUGGGUCUGGAACAAUCUGAUAUUGACGAAGUCCAGAAAAGCUGGGAUAUUGCAAAGUCAGCAGCUAAGCUUAGAGAGCAUGGAAUAGGAUUCUUCGAGCUCCUGUUCAAGACUUAUCCAGACUGGAGGGAACAAUUUUUUGGACACCUUGGCACCAUGCCAUUCGCUGAGCUUAAGGAUACACCAAAAUUCAGGGCCCAUGCUGGACUUGUAAUGUCUACAUUGAACUUUUGGGUUUCGAAUCUGGAUGAUAUUGACCUAGUGGUGGCAUCUGUUCAGAAAACAGGCAGAAAUCAUUCAGGUCGAGGAAUAAAAGAGGAAGAGUUUAAGAAGAUAGGAGAGGUUGUACUAGCCUAUCUCAAGCUUGGUCUGAAAGAUGCAUUCACCGAGGAAAUGUCCGUUGGUUGGACUAAUCUACUUGCUACUGUUGUAACUAUAAUCAAAGCUGAAAACGAGAAAGAAGAUUAAAUAUCUUUUACAAAAUAAAUCAAAAAUCAAAAUCUGUGGAUACCAUCAUGCACAAAAACACAGUUCGAUCAAGUUGCAUUUUGGGGUCCAAUAUUGAGAAUUGUGUUCCAUUUAAUGAUAUUUGUAAACAGUUCCGGGGUCCGUAGUUUUCUAUUCAAUGAAGUCACAAUAAGUCCUGCAGAAAAGUCAGCAUUGUGCACUGAAAAACUGUCUGAAAAUAAAUUAAGUCAAGAUUUUUCCAAAAUUUUAAGGCUUUAGUUUCUAUUUUUCAGAUGAAUUCUUAAGCGAAAAAAGAGUUUUGAUAAUUUUUCCCAAAUGCUUUUUAUAUUUUAGGGACUUUUAACAUCCAAAUGCUUUCUUUCUUAUGACUUUAUUAGAAAUGCAAUUGUAGAAUUAUAAUAAAUUUUAAUUUUU